This is a messenger RNA of Aspergillus homomorphus CBS 101889, 582 nucleotides long. RefSeq lists its product as uncharacterized. The transcript has a single exon. Bases 79 to 531 code for a protein of 150 amino acids. The record is from RefSeq and is a predicted model, not a curated record. NCBI's taxonomy places the organism in Eukaryota, Fungi, Ascomycota, Eurotiomycetes, Eurotiales, Aspergillaceae.
ACAUCGGUAUGAGUCAAACACGGGAGGCUAUGUCGACCUCGCGCACACACCCUGACGCCCCCUGCCAUUCCCCACCACAUGCUAACAUCCAGUCAUCCGGCUCUUCGCCUCGGUCUUGGCCCUGCGCUCCGGUCUUUUCGAUGUGUUGGUCGGCGGAGGACUGUCCGGCGCCUGGGAUGCCUCACUCAUCCCACUGCUUUCCUUACCCCCGGCGCUGCCAGCUUCCCCGGCCUCACUGUUCCUACUCUCCUUAUCACUGCCAUCCUCCAUUUCUUUGUCCGAGUCCUUUUCGCUGAGGUUCUCCCCGUAAAGGUAGUCUUCAGCUUACCCGUUACUCUCCCCCUUCUUAUCGUCACGGCUACUAUCCAUUUUAUCGUCCGAGUCCUCUUCGCUGCUGCUUUUCCCGACAUCAUCGUCGACCCCAGCCAUGUUAAUAUCACCGCCCUCCGGCACCGGAUUCUGUCCAGGUUGCCCGCCCCCCUCCCCUUUUUUAAAAGUCAAUUUGAGUUUCUGCUGCAGGCGACUGGGUAGUAGAGUGGCGGGUCGGUUAUGCUGUAGGGGCCCAGCACACUGUUCUGCCGG